Molecule: messenger RNA, 2097 nt
Organism: Suillus subalutaceus
Lineage: Eukaryota; Fungi; Basidiomycota; Agaricomycetes; Boletales; Suillaceae
Exons: 13
Coding region: 1-2097 (698 amino acids)
Source: RefSeq, a predicted model, not a curated record
AUGCCUGCGCAACGUGCUGGAAGUCCCAAGAAACGCAAGACAAAGCGUAAAGCUGUGGAUUCUGAUCUUGGGAAGACACUCGGCAGCGUUGAAGAGAAGGCCAAGCGAUCACGAGUCCAAUCGCAGGCUGAUGCGUCACCACCAGCAAAGCCCCCACAGUCAGUCCCUGACUUGGACGACGCUGACAACUCGAGCCUUCAACGUACUAAUUGUGCGGGUGCUGGGAAGGGGGGUAGGAAUAGUCAGCUUGAGAGAAUUAGUGCCUUGUUGGAGGCGCCUGGGCGGGCAACCAAACCCAAAGGCUCAACCACCCUUGAUUCAAACGCUCCUGUGAACCCUCUCGCUCCCUUACCACCUAGCAAGGGUCGCGGGAGUCGCUCAAAGGCUCCUCCACCGUACAGUGCCUCACAGCCAGUGGUAGAUUCCAGUGUUCCGCCUCCAAGAAAACAAGGCAAAAAAGCCAAGUCUCUUACCAAGAAGACCGCCGCCCCCGCCUCCAGCAUUGAGGCGCCCAAUCUACCAAACUUUGUACAGCGCGAAGAUGGCAAACAUUUUGUGUUCCAUCCAUCAAUUGUCCCUUCUCACAUGGAGAAAGUUCUUGAUGCCUCCUUAAUGGCUGCCAAGAGGACCGGUCAGAAGCCUGCCACUAUGAGUGUUGACACUUUGUCGCAAUCACAUCCUUUGAAGACGACCUCAGUUGAGAUGAGGCCACAUCUGCAAGCUGACUUCUAUGCAAAUAUAGAUCCUUCUCUCCGGCCAAUUGGUCAGGAAGCACAAGUCUCAACAUCUGAGGAUGACGAUUCCUCUACUGACAACGCUGAUGAAAGCGACACUGACGAAGAAAGUGAUAACGACGACGGUGAAAUUGGUUGGGGAGGAGACCAUGGGAGUCAUAGUGUGCAUCCUGGCUUUUCAAAGGAAGGAACAUCAGCGCCCCAACCUCGGGCUGUCGCCCUACCUUCUGAUUUUGAGUUCCAGCAUUCGCGAGAUGAAGAGGAGAAUGUUGCAAUAGGAUCGUUAGCAGUUGACAAGACCUCCAGUAGCAGUAGCGAUGUUAACAGUGAGCCUACCAAGCUGGAGGAUGUCUUACAGAGUCACCACAAGAAAAAUGGUUGUCUGCGCCUCCCUGACCCCGAAAUGCUUGAUCUCAUCCGUCGCCAAGAGACUCAAGCCACUGAAUACGAAGCCCUAAGCCGACCCAACUCAGGCUGGUAUCCUCCACGGUGGAAGUCCUUUCUUGAGGAGGCAAAAUCAGAGUGUCGUGUCCAGCAUGCAAUCGAGAAUGCAUUCCCAGACACCGUCAAGGAUUUGCCUCUUUCAGUCACCGAAGCACUCACGUCGUCACUCGUCGAAUGGCUUGAAGCAGGUAACGAGGUGGAAGUGGGUAUAUGGCCCGAACACAAGGCUGAUAUGGCCAAGUUGCUAUAUGAAGACUUAUCAACCUGGCACUCCGACCUCAAGAAGAUAGCUAUCAGUAUAUGGCCCGAACACAAGGCUGAUAUGGCCAAGUUGCUAUAUGAAGACUUAUCAACCUGGCACUCCGACCUCAAGAAGAUAGCUAUCAGUAUCACGCCCUCCAUGUACAACCUCAUCCCCCCAGCUGAGGUGCCUCCUCAAGCUCACACUGCCUGGGUUGAGAACGCUGCUUCAGAACUGUUGGACGAGUCUUUCUUUCUUCACGAUGGCGUGGAUGACCUUGGGAAAACCAAAAACGCUGCUCACCCUGCACUCAAGGCAGCUGCCGUCGCCUUCUUCUACACUGGUUCCUAUCGCAUCGCUCACAGGAGACCCGAUGUCUUCAAAAAGGAGUUACCUUUGGAGUCUUUGGCUUUGGUUUGCACUGCGUACAACUGCGUCUUUGACGGGCUAAUCAAGAAUGGCAGUGGCAAGUAUUUUCCGAAGUUUACUGCCAAAGACUACUCCUCUGUCUAUUUCUCGAUGGUUGCCGAACUCAAGAAUAUCACGACGCACGAGUAUCACGGCCCUAAGUUGACACGACAGCUUCGUGAGUGGGCUGCAGAAGGAUGGGCGCAGUCCUGCAAACUCGACGGCAAGGACACAUCAAAGCAUCGUCAUUUGCGGGUCCUGCUUGAUUAG